GUGCGCAGGCGCGCCGGCCGGUCUCCUUUGCGCUGUCUCCAGACGGCAGGCCGUCGGGUCCUAUGUCGCGCCGGGCCCUCCGGAGACUGAGGGGAGAACAGCGCGGUCAAGAGCCCCUCGGGCCCGACGCCCUGCAGUUUGUACUCCGCGAUGACGAUGACGGGGAAGAAGGAGGAUCAAAACGAGGAAUGGGUGGAGGACGCCCCGCGGGCACCGGAAAGGACGGCGUCCAAGUCAACAACCGGUUCGAGCUGAUAAACAUUGAGGAUCUUGAGGGUGACUCUGGAGUGACUGGGGAGAGGUCUGAUUGUACGCUGGCUGGAGAUAAAGGGCAAGCUGAGCAUGGAAGCCCAGAGAAAGUGAGCAAGAGCAAUGGACACACAGCCAAGGCAGAAACCCCAGAACAGUGUAAUGCAAGUAGCAAACUCCGAAAGAAGAAAAAGAAGCAGAAAAAUAAGAAAAAUUGUCCAGGAGAAUCCUCGGAACAUGGACUGGAAGAUAUUGAUCGCAUCUUGGAGAGAAUUGAGGACAGCAGUGAAUUCAGCUGCCCAGGCCCCCCUCCUCUAAGCUCUAGAAAGCAUGUGCUACAUGUGGAGCACAGACACUUGAAUCCAGACACAGAACUGAAAAGGUAUUUUGGUGCUCGAGCAGUCCUGGGGGAGCAAAGGCCGCGGCAGAGACAGCGUAUGUACCCUAAAUGUACGUGGCUGACAACUCCUAAGAGCAGCUGGCCUCGGUACAGCAAACCAGGUCUGUCUAUGCGUCUGCUAGAAUCGAAAAAAGGCCUUUCCUUCUUCGCGUUUGAGCACAGUGAAGAGUACCAGCAGGCCCAGCACAAGUUCCUGGCAGCUGUGGAAUCCAUGGAGCCCAACAACAUUGUGGUUCUUCUCCAGACAAGCCCCUAUCACGUCGACUCACUUCUGCAGCUCAGCGAUGCCUGCCGCUUUCAGGAGGACCAGGAGAUGGCCCGAGACCUCACAGAGAGAGCACUGUACAGCAUGGAGUGUGCGUUCCACCCUCUGUUCAGUCUUACCAGUGGGACUUGCCGGCUGGACUACCGCAGGCCUGAGAACAGGAGUUUCUAUCUGGCCCUCUACAAGCAGAUGAGCUUCCUGGAGAAACGAGGCUGUCCACGCACAGCUCUGGAAUACUGCAAGCUCAUCCUGAGCCUCGAGCCAGAUGAGGACCCCCUAUGCAUGCUGCUGCUUGUGGACCACCUGGCCUUACGGGCCCGGAACUACGAGUACUUGAUCCAGCUGUUCCAGGAGUGGGAGGCUCAUCGGAACCUGUCCCAGCUCCCAAAUUUUGCCUUCUCGGUUCCAUUGGCAUAUUUUCUCCUGAGUCAGCAAACAGACCUCCCUGAGCCUGAGCUCAGCUCUGCAAGGGAAAAGGCCUCUCUCUUGGUCCAGCAGGCGCUCACCAUGUUUCCUGGAGUCCUCAUGCCCUUGCUCGAAUACUGCAGUGUGCGGCCCGAUGCCACAGUCUCAAGCCACCGCUUCUUUGGACCAGAUGCUGAGAUAAGCCAGCCCCCUGCCUUGAGCCAACUGGUGAAUCUAUACCUCGGAAGGUCCCACUUUCUCUGGAAAGAACCUGCCAUCAUGAACUGGCUGGAGGAAAAUGUCCGAGAGGUUCUGCAGAUAGUAGAUGCUGGAGACCCUGUCGUGGGGUCCUGUGAGAGCAGAAGGAAGGUGCUUUUCCAGCGUGCUCCCAGAAAUAUCCACCGCCAUGUGAUCCUCUCGGAGAUCAAGGAAGCUGUUGCUGCCCUGCCCCCGGAUGUGACCACGCAGUCUGUGAUGGGGUUUGACCCUCUGCCGCCCCUGGACACCAUCUACUCCUACGUCAGACCAGAGAGGCUAAAUUCUAUCACCCAUGGAAACACAAUUGCGCUCUUCUUCCGGUCAUUAUUGCCAAAUUAUACCACAGAGGGGGAAAGGCCGGAAGAAGGAGUGGCUGGAGGUCUGAAUCGAAACCAAGGCUUGAACAGACUGAUGCUGGCCGUUCGCGACAUGAUGGCCAACUUCCACUUCAAUGACCUGGAGGCUGCUCGGGAGGACAAUCCUGAGGGCGAGGGAGAUUGGGACUGAGUCGUCUGCAGACGUUGUGCCCAGUGCUCCUUAAUUAUGUUCCUGAUUUCCUUUGUCUGAAUUGACUGAUUCCCUGAAUGUAUGGCUGGCCUGCAUCUUGUUCUCCUGUAAAUAUAAAUGGACCGCGCUCA
Messenger RNA from Dipodomys ordii (Ord's kangaroo rat), 2215 nucleotides. It is a transcript of the gene Tcf25, whose product is annotated as transcription factor 25 (basic helix-loop-helix). Lineage: Eukaryota; Metazoa; Chordata; Mammalia; Rodentia; Heteromyidae. Bases 63 to 2084 code for a protein of 673 amino acids. The record is from RefSeq and is a predicted model, not a curated record. The transcript is spliced from 18 exons. Gene Ontology annotation, molecular function: protein binding. Gene Ontology annotation, cellular component: RQC complex.